ACACCAAGUAACUUGUUUGCUACAGGAGAAGGGAGACAUAGCUAACUAUCACAGAUCUAUUUGAUAUAUUAAUUGUCAUGUACAGAUGCAUACUGAGGCGUUUGAGUAUCGAGGGUUGUGUCGAUGUGUCCUCAUGCCUACGACAACAAAGGGUCUCGGAUAAAAAGUGGAGUGUUUUUACUCGAAGUCGACUUCACCACCGGUGUAUCCAUUCAUGGAUAUCACCAGUAACAGCGGAUCGGGGGCAACCUUUGACACACUUCUUGUCUGCACCAAUUAUGCACCAGCAAACACAGUCCAAGUCCAUGAGCAUUGCGCGAAGAAAGCGUCUACCCAGUGCCUUUCCAGUCGUAAAAGGAGCCCUACACCCAAUUCAGAAUCACGUAUUUGAACUAAACUUCAAGAACAGCCUGGUCUGCCAAGAGCGAUAUCAUAAAUAUGUUGCGCAGGUGCAAAAGGGGGGUGGCGAGAAUGCGGUUCUGCGUCACACACAGAGAAACAAAAAGCUCUUGGUCAGAGAUCGCCUUCGCAGGUUGCUUGAUGAUGAAGACUACCUAGAGUUGUCCCCUUUCGCAGGGCUGGGACUACCCUACGGUGACAUUCCCUCGGCUGGCUGUCUAACUGGCAUUGGCAGGAUCAAUGGACUAUGGUGUGUGUUCAUAGCCAACGACGCCACUGUGAAGGGUGGCACUGCAUACCCUAUUACUGUCAAGAAGCAGCUCCGGGCCCAAGAUGUAGCCAUGCAGAACCGGCUGCCCUGUGUGUACUUAGUGGACAGUGGUGGGGCCUUUCUCCCUCUGCAGUCAGAAAUCUUCCCUGACAAAAACCAAGGAGGACGCACUUUCUACAACGAAGCAGUAAUGUCUGCUAUGAAAAUACCCCAGGUGGCGAUAGUUUGUGGCUCCUGCACUGCAGGUGGUGCCUACAUUCCCACCAUGGCCGAGGAGACGGUGAUGGUUCACAAGAUCGGAACCAUCUUCCUCGGGGGCCCCCCGCUGGUGAAGGCGGCUACAGGGGAGGAGGUCACCCCAGAGGACCUGGGUGGAGCGCGCCUGCAUGCAGAAGUGAGUGGCUGCGUGGACCACUUUGCCACCGUGGAGCAGGACGCCUUCGAGGCCACCAGGAACAUCAUCUCCACCCUGAACUUUGAACUCCCGGAGGAGGACGAGGCCGGGCUCGUGGAAGAGCCUCUGCACAGCUCUGGCGACCUGCUGGGCCUUGCUCCCAAGACCUACCACCACAGCCUGGACGCCAAGCUGAUUGUGAGUCGACUCACAGAUGGCAGUAAGUUCCAGGAGUUCAAAGCUCGGUACGGAACCACUCUUCUCACGGGUUUUGGCAGAAUUGACGGGCAUCUGGUGGGCAUUGUUGCAAACAAUGGCGAGCUCACAUGUGAAGCUUCGUUGAAGGGCACCCACUUUGUUUCGCUGUGUGAUCAGAGGGAUGUCCCGCUCAUAUUCCUCCAGAACACGGCCCCACACUCUGGGCUGACGCUGUCCACGGACAAGGCCGAGGCGAACACUAACCGUCUGAAGGCUCAGGGUUCCAUGAUGUCUGCGGUGGCCUGCGCCUCCACGCCGAGAAUCACUGUGGUGAUCGGGGGUUGCCAUGGCGCUGACAGCUAUGCCAUGUGUGGACGGGCAUUUGACCCCAACUUCCUGUUCCUGUGGCCCAACGCCAGGGUGUCCCUGGUGGCGCCCGGAUGUUCUGAAGCUCUCGGGCACGAGGAAGAGGAGGCUGUGCAGCUCGACAAAAAGCUGGAGGAUGAGAGCAGUGCGUUCUUCUCCUCUGGGAGGUUGUGGGACGACGGAGUGAUUCUGCCCCAGGACACCAGGAAGAUAUUGAGCAACUGUUUGAAAAUCAUCAAACAACAAGACUACCAGAUUUCCAAGGAAAAGCAGCGGACGCCAUUACUUCGACUGUAGCUCUACCUCAAUUACCACAGGGAAUCAUUUCUCUGCAAGUUUUAGAAGACUUCAUUUUUAACACCUAAGUGCUAAUCCUUUCAACUGUAUACCUGUAAUUUAUAAGCCAACAAAAGACAAUGCAAUAUUUGUUAUGUAAAGAAUAAAGUAAAUUCUUUGUAAUUAA
Alosa alosa (allis shad) is the source of this 2091-nucleotide messenger RNA. Its product is annotated as methylcrotonoyl-coenzyme A carboxylase 2. Gene Ontology annotation, molecular function: methylcrotonoyl-CoA carboxylase activity. NCBI's taxonomy places the organism in Eukaryota, Metazoa, Chordata, Actinopteri, Clupeiformes, Clupeidae. Bases 78 to 1925 code for a protein of 615 amino acids. The record is from RefSeq and is a predicted model, not a curated record. The transcript is spliced from 13 exons. Gene Ontology annotation, biological process: L-leucine catabolic process. Gene Ontology annotation, cellular component: methylcrotonoyl-CoA carboxylase complex; mitochondrion.